AUGACAAAUAAAAUGUUGGCGACACGCAAAAUCUGUCUCCACACGACUACUUCCUUUCUGACGCAGACCACAUUCGACUUGCACUGGACGCCUAUUCGAACCCGCGGCACCAGAUCAAGGGCACCGGUACAUCUUUCUGGAAGUAGCAAAUGUUUGGCGGUAUCGCAGUUUGCUUUUGCGUUGAACAGUAUUUCAAGAUUUCCUUCUCGUCCCAUUCAAACUGGAGCGUCUAUCUGUACACUCAUCCGGAAUUUACGCAAACCGGAGGCCUCAUCAGCUCCACUCGGAUCGAACAGAAAGCCUAUACCACUUUGUACAGACUGCUUCGGUCCGAAUCGCUUGGAGAUUGUUGCGGAUCAUCGGCUAGUCGAAUCUCGCAGCUCCUCACUCGCUAUUCAGCAAGCUAGCAUGCAUCCCUGUCCUAUUUCGACUUAA
Molecule: messenger RNA, 435 nt
Organism: Protopolystoma xenopodis
Lineage: Eukaryota; Metazoa; Platyhelminthes; Monogenea; Polystomatidea; Polystomatidae
Source: the annotation of a GenBank genome assembly